Messenger RNA from Nannizzia gypsea CBS 118893, 1830 nucleotides. RefSeq lists its product as hypothetical. NCBI's taxonomy places the organism in Eukaryota, Fungi, Ascomycota, Eurotiomycetes, Onygenales, Arthrodermataceae. The coding region runs from base 1 to 1830 and encodes 609 amino acids. The transcript has 2 exons. The record is from RefSeq and is a predicted model, not a curated record.
AUGGACGCUCAUGAUGGACAUCAAAUACUCUCCCGCGCCCCCCCAGCCCUCUUCACCCACAAAAAUUUUCGAACAACCACCGGUGCCCUACAUAAGAUCUACUACAAUGGGAAAGUGAUCAAAUGGGAUUUCACUCAAGCAGCGCUCAAAUACUCCAGCAACCGUUCUCUCGAUCCAAAAAAAAUUUCCACAGAGUCACGGGGGCUAUAUAGUUUAUACCAUGAACAUUACCUCUGUGGCGACGAACAGUCUGUCUGUGGGCGGUUUGCCCAAAAUGUGCUAACACCUGUGACGGCUGUUGCAUUUGCGAACAACAUUACAACCCGGUUUGGAGAUUUCAAAGUCUCCGCCGAAUCAAAGGCUAAGAAGAAGCUUAUCCCGGAUUUUGUUGCUGUGCACUGUACUGCCACAAAAGUAAACGAGCUUUCAGCCAAGGAUAUUCCUGAGAUGAUGUUUGUUGGAGAAGCAAAGACGCCUUGGAACCAUAAUCUCCAGUCAGCUUAUAGAGAUUAUUUUUCUAAUGAUCCCUCCACCAUAUCCAAAUCCUGGUUAAGACAUGCUCUCGGCCAAAUUGCACAGUACAUGCAUCACUACCAAAUGAAAUACGGCUUCCUCACUACUUAUAACGACACAAUUUUCAUAAAGCAAGGGCCAAUAGAGAAAACAUCCGAAUGGGCCCUUUAUAUCAGCCCUCCGAUUCAUUAUAGUGCAGUUGCGGACGAAAGCAAAGGCUACCCUGUUGUUACUGUACGGCAAUGCAUGUACUAUCUUAUGCGUGCUACCUGCGAUGGGGGACACAUUGCCCAAAAUCCUACCGAACUAGAUACAUGGGUUGACGAUCAAACUCCGCGGGAUAGGGUUGAAUAUUUUACACCUGCCCGAGAUACAGUUGAGACGCCCGAGAGACUUCUACAUAUGAUAUCCAAGUCCCCUAUGUUCCCAAGGAAAUCAUCUUCCAACAUAAACUCCAUGGAGCUACACCGAACUUCAAAUGGAGACACGUAUAUGGCAGUCCUUCAGUUUAAGUCGAGCGAGAUAUUUUCUGAGAAGGGAAAGACCUACGCUGUAUUUAACGGUCAAAAGGUUCCUGUACUUUUGAAAGUAUAUAAAUCCGAGUCAAGCGACGAUGAGUCACGCGGUCAAAUCCCUGCGCCUCUGCAAUCUUCUGCGUCUCGAGGACGAAAAUCUGACAACACCGCUCCCUCCAAGCCAAGGGUUGCUUUUAACAGGGAAUAUCGAGAUCCUGAACCCAUCGAUGAAGCCAACUAUGGUGACGACUCAGGCUCUGCAUCUGCUCCAAAUGUUGAGACCCCUACGCGAGGAGCAGCCCAGCGUCAGGGCCACGGCUAUCCAGUCUCAUCGUCACCUCAACGGCGUCCAGUACCCCCAGUUGGACAACACCAACCCCAGUCUAGAGGCCACCCCGGAGUGCGAGAAACAUCCCCUUCACCUUAUGCACCAUAUCCUACGAGCCAAUCUCCACCCAGGGUUCUCUCACAGACAAGGGAAACUACCUUACCACAUCGGCCACCACCACCACCUGGGCAAUACCAAUCCUCAUCCAGAGAUCCGUCUCAGAUCCGGGUAGCAAACCCGCCAAAUUAUCCAUCCAUGGGAUCGAGGCAAGGAGGGUCCCCAGACAGACAAGCUGGGAGAGACGACUCAGGCUCUAAGGAUAAAGGGAAAGGGAAAGCUAACACACUCCCCACCAAUACCAAAGAGUACAAUCUUAGGUCUCAUGUAGACAAGAAAGGGGAUAGCAGCAAGGACAAAGGUAAGGAUAAGGACAAUGGAGGCAAAUGGGAUGUGUUUAACCGUUUUUCCAAAUAA